Zalophus californianus (California sea lion) is the source of this 1917-nucleotide messenger RNA. RefSeq names its product heat shock transcription factor, X-linked member 3-like. The transcript has 2 exons. The record is from RefSeq and is a predicted model, not a curated record. Bases 599 to 1681 code for a protein of 360 amino acids. Gene Ontology annotation, molecular function: DNA-binding transcription factor activity; sequence-specific DNA binding. Gene Ontology annotation, biological process: regulation of DNA-templated transcription. NCBI's taxonomy places the organism in Eukaryota, Metazoa, Chordata, Mammalia, Carnivora, Otariidae.
AGAAGGGGGAGGGCUACCAACUGAGACUAGGCCAACCAGACCGCUGGGGGCUGCCAGCUUCUGAGAGAGACAGUCUCCCAAGGGCCCAUCUGACCCAGGCCGACUUGGUGGUAGCCAAGGCAGGGCUACCCAGGGCCUGGCCCUUGAGCUAAUCAGAGAGGCCACCAACAGGUCCCCCCCCGCCCCCCGCCGCCGGUCCUCAGGGAGUGGGAGUGCACCUAGGAUUGUGGUUUCUCUACCCAUCCAGGGCCCGGGCCCGGGAGGCAUUGUGCCUGGUUGUAGACAGGAGCCUUCCUGGGGAACUCAAACCAUACGUUUGUUUACUUGUAGAAAAGAGAGAAGCUAGGGGCCUGUACCCCUCCCCUCCCCCACACUUGGCCAGGGCUCCCUCUCCAGACCAGCUCAGAGCCGCCUUUGUGACAUCACAUGACAAAUAAAGGGGGCGAUGACUCAGGCACCCGGUUGCCUGACUACGAGACUCCAGAAUUUGGGGGACAGUAUAUAUGGGGCACCCCUGUACCGGCCGAAGGCAUUUCUGACUCGAGAGUCAAGUGAGACGGUCUCGGGGUGAAAAUGCUCCUGAUCUAGACUUAGCGCCAUGGCUAGUCAGAGUACCGACGAGAUACGCCCGGUCAAGCUGGCUCCGCCUGGUGACGGAGAGUCAGCCACAGCGGUCCCAUCGACUUCCUCCCUGGGUCCAAAUUUGGAUUCCAGGGAGGUUUUAGAGAAGCACGAGGACCCGGCUGUGAGCCGAGAUCCAGAUCCCCAAGACAACCCACAGCCAGAGGCCCCAAACCUGGGUGCCGCCAAUGUGGGACAAAACAUUCUCGGGCUUUCCUUCCCGAGAAAGCUCUGGAGCAUCGUGGAGGACGACGCCUUCCCGUCCGUGCGCUGGAAUGACGACGGCGACACCGUGAUCAUCGAUGAAGACCUUUUCCAGAGGGAGAUUCUCCACCGGAGGGGCCCAGAGAGAAUCUUUGACACUGACAGCUUGAAGGGGUUCAUCUGCCUAAUGAACCUGUACGGGUUCAGCACAAUACGCCCAGACAGCCCUUCGGUUCGCGCCCCGGGGAACGGGAGGAUGACGAUGUACCGCAACUCCAACUUCCAGCGAGACAGGCCCGUGCUGCUCGAGAAUAUUCAGAGGAAAGGUGAUCCGAGAACCGGCACCAGGUGGCUAGGAAGCGGUGCAACACCUCUAAAGAGAAAGAAGCAGGUGGCGGCGGCGACAAGACGUUCCCCACGAUUCCAUCACAGCGAAUCCAGCAACGACGACAAGGCGGGCCCCAGAGAAGCCCCAAACGUUCAGGGACCCAGCGGCACCCAGUCCUUUGGCUUCUCCAGUAUCUGGUCCCUGAGCAGCGUAGCCAGAAGUGCCAUGGAAAAUCAUGGCCCAAGUGAGCAGGGUGGCCCAAGUGGGGAGGGCACCUCCAGGAAUGUGAUGUUUGUGCCCCUGGCUACUGCCAGAAGGGACGGCGCGGGGGAGCUGCCCACCGCCCUCCCGGCUUACCCAGAUGACGGGUUGCUGAUGUCGCUGUACAACACCUGCUAUUCCAUCCUGCUGGCUGGCCUUUCUGUCAUGUCCCCAAACGAGGCCCCCAGUGAGAAUGAGGAGGAGGAGGGUUCCUCAGAUUACAAGUGUGUACUCUGUGAACACUUCAAGGACGACCCGGUUCCCUAAGCUCACAGGCCACGGGCGACAGAUAAAAAUCACCAUUGUGGAACCCUGACUCUAUUCCUGGCCUUAAUAAAGAAAAGCAAAACUCCGCAGGAGUCAAUAAACAAUGACACCGGCGAGUCUGUGUUCUUUCUAACUUGCGACACCACGCACACCUCAUCGGAGAAACCCGAGGAGGCUGGGAAUCCUGGCCCAGGACCGGGUCUGGCCCCCGUGGGUCCUCUUUGCUUUGAAGCGGC